AUGGCCGUCUCUCGCUCGCUACGGCGGAACCAAACCAUCACCUACCUCCUCUCCGCCAUGCUGGGCAUCGGCUUCCUCUGGUUCCUAUUCGGCGACGACACCACCAUGCCCUCCAUCUCCACCGCUCCGCGCCAGCUGCUCAAGAGCAAGGAUGCAGCCUCGAACGCGCUGUCGCCGCCCUCGCUGCCCUUCCGCAAACCUGCCAGCCUGGGCCCGAACGAAGUCGCUCCACCGCCGCCCGUCGUGCACUACCACAUGAACAACGUGACUGCCACCUCCGACCCCGUGGGCAACCGCGAGUCUAUUCUCAUUCUGACGCCUCUCGCGCGCUUCUAUCAGGAGUAUUGGGAUAAUCUGAUCAAGUUGUCAUACCCGCAUGACUUGAUCUCGUUGGGCUUCAUCAUUCCCAAAGGGAGAGAGGGCAAUCUGGCCACACAGCAAUUGCAGGAGAGAAUAUCCAAAACGCAAGCGCCGACGAACAAGAACCGCUUCGCCUCAAUUACCAUCCUGAGACAGGACAGCGAGCCUCCGGUAGCACAAUCCGAGUCCGAACGACAUGCCAUGGCAGCCCAGAAGGAGCGUCGCGCGGCCAUGAGCAGAGCGAGGAAUAGUCUGCUCUUCACCACGCUGGGUCCGACAACGUCGUGGGUGCUUUGGCUGGACAGUGAUAUCAUUGAGACGCCGCCCACUUUGAUCCAAGAUUUGGCUUCCCAUGACAAGCCUAUCAUAGUGCCGAAUUGCUUCCAGAGAUACUACAACAAGGAGAAGGGCGCACAAGAUGUCCGACCAUACGACUUCAACAGCUGGCAAGACUCGCCGACUGCUCAGGCAAUAGGCGAAAAGAUGGGGCCAGAUGAUAUUAUAUUAGAAGGGUAUGCGGAGAUGGCGACGUACAGGGCACUGAUGGCUCACAUGGCUGAAGCCAACGGCGACCCACGCAAAGUCAUCAACCUCGACGGAGUCGGCGGUACGGCACUUCUCGUCAAAGCAGAAGUACAUCGAGAUGGCGCCAUGUUUCCACCCUUUCCCUUCUAUCACUUGAUCGAAACGGAAGGUUUCGCCAAGAUGGCGUCCAGACUACAAUGGAGCUCGUCAGGCCUUCCGAAUUACUUUGUGUAUCAUUAUAAUGAGUGA
Sphaerulina musiva SO2202 is the source of this 1134-nucleotide messenger RNA. Its product is annotated as glycosyltransferase family 62 protein. The record is from RefSeq and is a predicted model, not a curated record. Gene Ontology annotation, cellular component: mannan polymerase complex. Bases 1 to 1134 code for a protein of 377 amino acids. The transcript is spliced from 2 exons. Lineage: Eukaryota; Fungi; Ascomycota; Dothideomycetes; Mycosphaerellales; Mycosphaerellaceae. Gene Ontology annotation, biological process: protein N-linked glycosylation; cell wall mannoprotein biosynthetic process. Gene Ontology annotation, molecular function: alpha-1,6-mannosyltransferase activity.